Molecule: messenger RNA, 2552 nt
Organism: Nannospalax galili (Upper Galilee mountains blind mole rat)
Lineage: Eukaryota; Metazoa; Chordata; Mammalia; Rodentia; Spalacidae
Gene: Rmi1
Product: RecQ mediated genome instability 1
Exons: 3
Coding region: 375-2249 (624 amino acids)
Biological process (GO): resolution of meiotic recombination intermediates; double-strand break repair via homologous recombination
Cellular component (GO): RecQ family helicase-topoisomerase III complex; nuclear body
Molecular function (GO): nucleotide binding
Source: RefSeq, a predicted model, not a curated record
AAAAAAAAAAAAAAAGAGGUUAAGCGGCGCGUGGUGGCGAUUUCUGUUGUCUCGGUCGCACGGCCCUGGGACCUCUGUCGUGCUUGAGAAGGCGGAAUGGCCAGGUCGGUGCUCAGCCGCGCUCCGUCCCGCGCCAAGCGGGCGGUCGCGGCUCGCUCGCUCGCUCCCGCCCCGGGCUGCGCCCUUCGCCGCCGGUCCGGGAAACCCACUGUCCUAACGGCCCGCGGUCUCCCAGCCGCUGGGCCCGGCGACCCCAAGGGCCAUUUUUGUGCAGAAGUUUUGAGUACUCCACUGAGCAACCAGCUUGAAGUCCUAUCAUCAGAUCCUGUGCUGCUGUGCUAAGUGGUGGAUACAUUUUUUUUUAUUUAAAAGAAAUGAGUGUAAGUAGUAUUGCUUUAAGAGUUGAAACCUGGCUCUUAGCAACAUGGCAUGUUAAAGUACCUCUGAUGUGGCUGGAAGCUUGUCUUAACUGGAUCCAAGAAGAAAAUAAUAAUGUUAAUUUGAGUCAGGCCCAAAUAAACAACCAGGUAUUUGAGCAAUGGCUUCUUACCGAUCUGAGCGAUUUGGAAUAUCCUCUUUUACCUGAUGACAUUUUAGAAAUUCCAAAAGGAGAAUUGAAUGGAUUUUAUGCUUUACAGAUUAAUUCUUUGGUUGAUGUAAGUCAGCCUGCAUAUUCCCAGAUACAGAAGUUGAGAGGGAAGAAUACAACCAAUGAUCUAGUUUCAGCUGAACCACAGAUUACCCAAAAACCAUGGGAAGCAAAGUCUUCACGAAUGCUGAUGCUGUAUCUCACUGAUGGGAUUGUGCAGGUUCAGGGGAUGGAGUAUCAGUCAAUUCCCGCUCUGCAUGCUGAUCUUCCUCCAGGUACAAAAGUUUUGAUUUAUGGACACAUUUUGUUCCGUCUUGGUGUUCUCUUAUUAAAACCAGAAAAUGUGACGGUGUUAGGAGGUGAAGUAGAUGGUCUUUCAGAAGAAUAUGCCCAAGAAAAAGUCCUUGCGAGAUUAACUGGUGAAGUUGAUCCUAUAGUUUCGGUCAUACCAAAUAACUUUAACCAAAAUAUCCCCAGAGUUAUGGAUGUUUUAGAUCCUGCAUUAGGACCCUCUGAUGAAGAACUCUUGGCAGGUUUUGAUGAAAAUGAUGAGCCUGCAACAAAUAAUGACACCUCCUUGGAAAGACAUUUCAACACAGGCAAGUCCCCAAACUCUGCCUCCAUAAGGCAGUCUAGUUAUGAGCCAGAAUUGACUAUUUCUUCAAGACAAAUGGAAAAACCACCAAACCAGUCCAUGCAUUUCACUGAUGGGGAAUUUGAUGACUUCUCAUUGGAAGAGGCCUUGCUUUUAGAAGAAGCUGUCCAGAAAGAACAGCUGAAGACAAAAGAAUUGCAGCCAUUGACUUGGAACAGAAACACAGAUGAGUGUAUAGAGAUAUUUUCACAUAAACCUAAUACUAUGAGUGAUUUGUCUUUGACACACAAACAAGAAAACAACAGCUGGAAAGAAAAAAAAUUACCUGAACAAAUAAUUCCUGAAAAAAAAUCUUUUGGUUGUCCAUCUUCUAGAGAUCAAAACAGUGAUUUUUUAGGUCAUCGUAAUGUACUCUUAGCCCAUGAUUUUACAAAUAAAGAUAAGACUUCAAAGACAGGUAAUAAAACAAAACAAACCAACAGUUCAGAUGAACAUUCCUUAAGCAAUAAAAUAUUAUAUAGAAAAUUGGGCAACUCUGUCUCAAAAAGUAGUUCACAAAUUUCAAAUGAAAAUGGCCACCAUUUACAGACUUGUUCUUCUAGAUCAUUUGAGAAUAUUACCAGUCUGUCCACUGGCAUGGAUUUGUAUUCUCCACCCUUUAUCUAUUUGUCUGUUCUAAUGGCCAGCAAACCAAAGGAAGUUACCACAGUGAGAGUCAAAGCAUUCAUUGUCACCUUAACUGGAAAUCUCUCAAGUUCUGGUGGCAUUUGGAGUGUUACUGCAAAGGUUUCUGAUGGUACUACAUAUCUAGAUGUAGAUUUUGUAGAUGAGAUACUGACUAGUUUGAUAGGAUUUUCAGUACCAGAAAUGAAACAGUUAAAAAAGGACCCUCUCAAAUAUCAAAAGUUCCAAGAAGGGUUGCAGAGAUGUCAGAGAGGUCUAAUAGAUCUGUGUUGCCUAAUGACUAUUUCUUUUGAUCCUUCUUCAGGUAAAGCAGUGGUGCUUGAGUUGCAGGAUGUUAGCGUGGAACACCUUGAGAACCUGAAGAAGCGGUUGAAUAAGUAGUUUACCAAAAUAGUGUUAGUGCACAAAUCAAAACAAGUAAAUAUUUGGAAUUAGAUUUGUUCAUAUUUUUAUUUUUGUAACUCUAAAAGAAAAAAAGCUUCAGAGCUUAAUUAAAAAUGUUAAAUCAGUGCUGACAAGAUGGCUUAGUGAGUAAAGGUGCUUGCUACUAAGCCUAACAACUUGAGUUUGAUUCCCAGGUCCCACUUGGUGCAAGGAAAGAACCACUUUCCAAAGGUCCUCUGAUCGGCAUGUGUGUGCAUGCACACAAUAAAUAAAUAAAAAGAUACUUAAUUGAAAUAUUUA